This is a messenger RNA of Lodderomyces beijingensis, 2541 nucleotides long. Lineage: Eukaryota; Fungi; Ascomycota; Pichiomycetes; Serinales; Debaryomycetaceae. The record is from the annotation of a GenBank genome assembly.
AUGCUGCAAAUACUAAUCAAUAAACAACAAGGUCUCAUGUCUCACCCUAGUCUCAACGGUCACUAUCCGAUUCAACAACAGCCGCAACAACAGCAACAACCACAACUCCAACAGCAGCAACAGCAAGAACAAUUACCACCUCCGCCACCUUCAUUAUCACAGCAAAUGCCCGGGGUGUCGAAUUUACCUCCUUUCAACACACUUUCGUCGAUUAGCCAGGCACUGACGAUGCAGUCGCAGCCGGUUCCGCAGCACGGCAACAACAACUACUACUAUCCUCCGCCGGUGGUUCACCGACUGAAUGACAAUUUACCUGCAUUGAGAGCUCCUCCCGCGUUGACUGGCUCGCAGAUCAUGUCAACCCAAUUGCCAUCCUUGACUCCCACUUUGACAAACUCCACCUAUUCGACCAUGUCCUCGAAUUCAUCGGCUGAAAGUGGUAAUAGUUCCUUGGACCACAAUGCCAAGGCCAAGAAUAAACGGUCCAGCAAGGGGAGGGUCUUCCAAUGCACGGGCUACCCUGGCUGCAGCAUGUCUUUUACUCGACUGGAACAUUUGGCAAGACACAAGCGGAAACAUACUGGAGAACGACCUUUUACAUGCCCUUACUGCUGCAAGAAUUUCAGCAGAUUGGACAAUUUGAGACAGCAUAAGCAGACUGUUCACGCGUAUGAGACCUAUUUGACAAAGGAUAACAGCGAUAGCAAACUCUUGAUUGAAAAGCUGAUACUGAAGAAGAAAUUGAAACAGCAGGAACAGUUGCAGCAACAGCAGCAAAAGAAGAAAGCUGCCAAUGGCGAAUUGGCAUGGCAAGCUAGACAGUUGCAGGGCGACCAUCAUAAUUUAUUCAGACAACAGCCAAGUAUUCAGCAAGCGGCAUUUGCCGGACAUAAUCCGCACUUGCCCAAUACUUAUCCCCAGCCUCCCAUGUCGUAUAUUUAUAAACCGCCGCCCCCUCCUCAACAUCAUCACCAACAUCAACAUCAUCAUCACCAACAUGUGCCUAGAAGCCCCACGUCUCAUACGGGAGACUAUCAGAAACCAUUGCCUCCGUUGCCUCACCAACUUAGUCACGAGCAAUAUCCGGGUCCCGCUGCGUCUUCACCUCCUCCACCUCCACCGCCACCGCCACCGCCACAUCGUGAUAAUGACGAUGAUGAAGAUGAUGAAGAAGAAACUAAUGACAGUUCCGAUGAGUUGAGAAUGCCUCAAUAUGGAUUGAAAUCGAGGUCGAGAUCGAGACCUCAGCCGUUGUCGUUACACCAUUCGAAUUAUGAUCUGAGUCUGAGCGCACCUACGCCUACAACAUUGUCGCAUUCAAUUUCAUUCAAUGAUGUCAAUUCUUCGUCGCAGAGUAUGCAGAGAACGUUUAGUUCAAGCACAAUUGGAGCAAAUAGCUAUUCGCAAGCGCCAGCAGCGCCAUCUUCCAUCGCUUCGCAAACUCCAAACUUAGGGUCGCCAAUGUCUCCUGUCUUUAACCAUAACCAACAGCAACAGCAGCAGCAACAACAACAACAACAACAACAACAACUGCAUCGUCAUAGCGAUGGCAGCAUUGCUCGUUAUGGAUCAACAGAGUACCAACAACAACAGCAACAACAACAAUACUACGAGAGCCGUUUAUCUGUCGCACUGUCUGUCUCCUUAUCAUCAAGAGGUUCAAAUAUAAUGAACAAUCCCGCACGCGCAUCGACAAUCACCACCGCGUCCUCGAUUAUACCCUGUGUCACCACCACUUCUACCACGUCCACCGCCUCGAUCAAGUCGCCCGUUUCGCAGCACUUUAGUCUUUAUUCCGCCGCCUCGUCGAGCCAGUGGAGUCUGAACACCAAGGACACUGCUGCCACGAGAGAAAGCGUCUACUUGCCAAGUUUCAAGAACUUGCUACCCAACCACGGCACCAUCACUGAGGAAAACUCGAUCUUUAGCAACAACUCCAACAGUGCAAACUACAAUGGCGUGGCGAAUAAUGCCGCCAAUCCACAACAACAGCAACAGCAGCAACAACAACCGCAAAUGCAACAGGCACCGGCAUCGAAAAGCGCAAGCGUUGGUGGUUCCGGUGGGAGCAACUGGCUCAGAGGCGUGUUGAACCACGACCACCAACCGCAACCACAAUCGCAAUUGCAGCAGGAUGAAGAUUCGAUGAUGAUUGACGAGGACGAAGCCGUGCCUCGCAAUCUGGAGGAUGUGUCGAUGAAAAGAGCCGAUUCAGUCAGCGCCAUCAUCAAAUCCAGUUCCAACUUGCUGAUUUCCGAAGAGAGGAAAAACCCGGCAACAUCGCAAGAACAACAGCAAACAGUAGCACGUCCUCGCGAGAGUGAUGUCUCUGACCACGACGCUGACCACGAAGCUGACGCUGAGGAAGACGAAGACGUGUUUGUGGACGCAAACACGCUGAAGGACGCCCCACUGCUUGCGCUGCUUGCCGUGCCGCCUGGUGAACCCCACUCAGGAGCACACGCGCAGCAAGUACACCAAGCGCGACAAAGGCAGGAGAAUCUGAGCAGGAAACCUACGAUCAACAGCCUCAUUAUGUAA